CAGAGAGAGAGAGAGAGAGAAGAGAACAGGGAAUAAGGAAAAGAAACAGAAGAGAGAGGCGGAAAGUUGUUACUCAGAACAAAACAAGUGGAAGGUAUCAAGUGCUCAACAAACCAAGAGAGGCCAACACCUUAUGAAAUGAAUAUCUAAAAGCAUCAAAAGAGCAUUCUACCUGCAACCACUCUUUAGCUGGAGACCGAAACGCAAGACACACCUAAAGAAUAGUUUCUCCCUUCCUUGUGAUAAAGGGGAGUCGCUCACUUUCGUCUAUACUGAUUUCCAAUUUCCAUGCGAUGUGAUGUUAGCAUCUGAUUUCGCAACCCGCCGUCCACCUUGAUAGUCUGCAAGACUUGAUGUCCGUCUACACAAGCGCGUAAUACACAAGCGCGUCCUCUCCUUCCCUCUCUAUUCUGCUUCACCGCCAAAAGUACAGAACCUUCUCCCUCCUUCUCUGCUUCACUUCCAGCCACCUCUGAAUCUCACUAUCUCGCUCUUUGCGUUUGAAUUUCCCACGGGUAAUCUCAUCGGCCACCAAAGACUUCAAUUUCUCAAUCAAUUUUACAUUCGGAGGUCAAUUUCUCCAUCAAUUUUACAUUUGGUUCGGCUCUAGGGUUAGGGUUUUGGUUUUGUGCAUUUGCGUUUUGUGGCUUUAAAGACGGGUUUUGUAGUGAUGGAGGAGCAAUUCGUACUCAGAGUCCCACCUUCAGUUGCAGAGAGAUUAGAUCAUCUUCUCAGCGAGAAUGCUUCUUCAGACGACAAGUCGUUGGAUUUGUCUUUCGAAGAGGAUGGCCGGAGUGGAACAUUUGUAAUUGGCAAUGACCGGUUCCCUGCAUCGCUCUUGGAUCUUCCUACUGUUGUGGAAUCCUACAAAACGUAUGAUGAUAGUGUGUUAAUUAAGACUGCAGAUAUUGGUCAGAUGAUUAUGGUUAGAGAUCCAAAUGAUCCUGCUCCAGAUACAGUUGAGUACAGGCAUGGUCUCACCCCUCCGAUGAGGGAUGCUCGAAAGCGAAGAUUUCGCAGGGAGCCUGAUCUAAAUCCCGAGCUUGUCCAGCGUGUUGAGCAAGAUCUGCUGAACAUUAGUGCUGGUGGACCAGCUGACAAUGUGGAUAUUGAAGUAGCUGAGCAAGAGAAAAAUCGAGAUGGCAAGGCUGGUAAUACAAGUAAAAACCCUGCACCAGCACCUGAAUCAAAAAAUGAUAUUCCUGAGGCUGCUACAAACACAGGGGAGCCUGAUGGAGAGCCUGAUAGAAGUGAUUCGGAUGAAUCUGACGAUUCAAUUUGAAGCAAGCCCUUGUGCUGAUAUCGUUUCCCCGUCAAGCUUCUUGAUGAAGUUAAGAUGUGCAUAUCGAAAAGAACAGGGAUGAAAGCUUGUUUUCUGAAUGAUAGCAUAAAUUUAUGUUGUGUUGAUAACAUUAACAUGUAUACUAACAUUAUUUUUGAUCUCCUCCUAGUCGGUUUGCCAGUUCUGAAUAUCCUCAGGAUUCUCAAAGAACUUGUAUAAUUUGGUAGUAUAUAGUGGAAAACUUGUCUACAAGUUUGUACUUUUGCAAAGCUAUGCCAAGUUUCAUUUCUUCGUUCCAAAGGCAUUUAUAGGCUGUGGUAUUGUCUUUUUUGAAGUGUUGCUUGAAUGUUUGGGC
This is a messenger RNA of Rosa rugosa (rugosa rose), 1637 nucleotides long. Its product is annotated as transcription initiation factor TFIID subunit 7-like. Gene Ontology annotation, cellular component: transcription factor TFIID complex. Gene Ontology annotation, biological process: RNA polymerase II preinitiation complex assembly; transcription initiation at RNA polymerase II promoter. Lineage: Eukaryota; Viridiplantae; Streptophyta; Magnoliopsida; Rosales; Rosaceae. Bases 671 to 1282 code for a protein of 203 amino acids. The record is from RefSeq and is a predicted model, not a curated record. The transcript has 7 exons. Gene Ontology annotation, molecular function: RNA polymerase II general transcription initiation factor activity.